AUGGGAAACACUAAGUCGUAUAAUCAAGUCCCAACAUCAGGAAUCGAUCCGGAGGACUUAAAUGUUGACAAAUAUGAGCCGACGGAAAAAUCUGAAGAUAAUGAUGAUCAUCUAAUGUUUGUAUUUCACACAACAGAUGGUGACUCAACUGAACGCGUUGUCCACGAUGAAGUUCUACCUGAAAACCAAAAGUUUUUCACCUACACUGUUACAGCCAAUGGAAAGCUGUUUGCUGAGCGCGAUAGAAACAUACAACCAAUUGAAAUAGAUGAUCUGUUAAAGCAUUUGCGACCUGGUGAUGCUGUGGAGUUCGUAAGAGAUGAUUUAACUUUUCAUUGGGCCAUGUUUGUUGGAAAUAGAAUGUUUGUUCAUCUUGAGAACGAACAGGUAGUAUCACACUGUGUGGAUGAUAUUAAAGGUGGUCGACGGGCAAGGAUGGUAAACAACAUCUACAAAGCACGCUGCCUUCCUUCUGUGCAAUGCAUACACAAUGCUAAAGCACAGAUUGGAAGAAAGGACAGUAUUUGGAAGAACAGCGAGUGUUUUGUGAUGUGGUGUCGGACAAACCAGUCAGAAUUCGCAGUGGAUGAUAUGAGAGUGAAAGACCUCGAUGCCACCCCCUCGAAGAACCUUCCCAAGAUUUAUGUUCUUGAGAUAUAUGACAGUGAUGAGGUGGCAGAGGUAAAGAAGUUUUCUUCCAUUUCCGAACUGACAGAUUUCCGACAAAAUUUUGAGAAAAUGGAAGGAAGAUGA
Messenger RNA from Ciona intestinalis (vase tunicate), 753 nucleotides. RefSeq lists its product as uncharacterized. The record is from RefSeq and is a predicted model, not a curated record. NCBI's taxonomy places the organism in Eukaryota, Metazoa, Chordata, Ascidiacea, Phlebobranchia, Cionidae.